Molecule: messenger RNA, 1065 nt
Organism: Hippocampus zosterae (dwarf seahorse)
Lineage: Eukaryota; Metazoa; Chordata; Actinopteri; Syngnathiformes; Syngnathidae
Gene: bphl
Product: biphenyl hydrolase like
Exons: 7
Coding region: 17-982 (321 amino acids)
Source: RefSeq, a predicted model, not a curated record
UCCCAUUUGGCGUACUAUGACUUUAAAUGCCAAACGAGUCGCAGGAAGACCGGUUGGGACUUUGUUCGAUCUUGGUUCCUCCAUCAGACCUCGAAACGACAAACGUCCAGGAGCACGAAUGGCGACAUUUUUGCGUGGGAAGCGUCUGUUCAGCCUGAGGAGAACUUCCGCCGCCGCGAUGCAGUCGUACUGUUGCUCUUCACGGACGAGCGGCAAGCAACGUGUGAAUGGAGUCGAUCUUUACUAUGAGAGGAACGGCGCUGGCGAACACGCCGUGCUGCUGCUUCCUGGUGCUUUAGGAAGUACAAAGACGGAUUUCCAACCUCAGCUCAAGGCCUUGAAUGCGGAUCUUUUCACAGUCGUGGGCUGGGAUCCGCGCGGUUAUGGCCAAUCGCGACCUCCGCACAGAGACUUUCCCCUUGACUUCUUCGAAAGGGAUGCGAGGGAUGCGGUGGAUCUUAUGCGGACCUUGGGCUUUGUCAAGUUCUCUCUCCUGGGCUGGAGCGACGGCGGGAUCACAGCCCUGAUUGCUGCCGCCAGGAAGCCCGAGUUCAUCAACAAGUUGGUGGUGUGGGGAGCCAACGCGUUUGUAUCGCCGCGAGACCUUGACAUUUACAACGCGGUGCGCGACGUGUCCAAAUGGAGCGCGAGGAUGAGGGCGCCGAUGGAGGCGGUGUACGGAGCGCGGCUCUUCGCUCAAACGUGGGAAGCCUGGAUGGAUGGCAUCGCCCAGUUCGUCCACAGACCCCAAGGAAGCAUCUGCAUUGACCUCCUGCCUCAGAUCCGCUGUCCUACUCUGAUCAUUCACGGCGAGCAAGAUCCGAUGGUGCCCAGCUGUCACCCUCACUUCCUCCACAAACAUAUCGCGGGCUCGCGAUUACAUCUGAUGCCGGAAGGAAAACACAAUCUCCAUCUGAGGUUUCCCGAAGAAUUCAACAGAGUGGUGGAGGACUUUCUGGGAGCGGAAGUAAAGGAACACUGAUCGACUCCCAACGUGUAGACGGCACACAAAUUACAUCUUGAUGAAAAUGGAAAACAAAAAAAAAAUGGGAUUUGUGAUUUCUG